Molecule: messenger RNA, 917 nt
Organism: Felis catus (domestic cat)
Lineage: Eukaryota; Metazoa; Chordata; Mammalia; Carnivora; Felidae
Product: keratin-associated protein 9-2-like
Exons: 2
Coding region: 47-448 (133 amino acids)
Cellular component (GO): keratin filament
Source: RefSeq, a predicted model, not a curated record
AACCUCACCUCCGGACAAGACCUGCCCACCCUCCACUCCUGACACCAUGACCCACUCGUGCUGCUCCUCUUGCUGCCAGCCUACGUGCUGCAGGACCACCUGCUGCCGGACCACCUGCUGCCAGCCCACAUGCUGUGGGUCCAGCGGCUGUGGGUCCAGCUGCUGCCAGCCUUGCUGCUGCCCAACUUGUUGUCACACCACCUGCUGCAGGACCACCUGCUGUAGGACCACCUGCUGCCAGCCCAGCUGCUGUGGGACCACCUGCUGCCAGCCCAGCUGUUGUGGGUCCAGCGGCUGUGGACAAAACUGCUGUGGGUCCCACUGCUGCCAGCCAGUUUGCUGUACCCCCGUGUACUGCACGAGAACCUGCUACCACCCCACCUGCUGCUGCCUGCCUGGGUGCCUAGCCCAGGGCUCUGGAUCCUGCUGCCAGCCUUCCUGCUGCUGAUUGCCUCGCCAAGAACCACCAUCUGACUUGCCACUUGGGAAUUGGUCACCGCCAAGCGUUGCGGAAAGCCGGCCCGCAAUCCCCAACAUCUCGGUUAGUCGCCUGCCUGUCUACCAUCUUGUGAACCGGCCCGGAUCAAGUUGUGGACCGCUUCUCCCUGAUUCGCUUCUUCUUUCCUUCCUCUGGGUCAUGUGCCAGCUUCACCCAUCCUGACACAGAGUUAGGAUCUCUGUUUGGUCUCCAUAGUCAAGAACUUUAUCCUGUCCCUCUAAAUACGUUAGCAAAACAACUCCUCAGGAAUGACCUAUAACUCGUGGAAACUGCUGAAAGCCCACACGGGUAUGUUUUCUUUCUCGGUGUACUCGAGAAGCUUGUAUGCCUCUUGCUGCCUGUCAUGUUCCCUUUCAAUGUCUCCCUAGACGUGGGGAGUCUCACCUGUAUCUCUUAAUAAAUUCUCUAUCAUUUGGAA